Molecule: messenger RNA, 2726 nt
Organism: Oncorhynchus masou masou (cherry salmon)
Lineage: Eukaryota; Metazoa; Chordata; Actinopteri; Salmoniformes; Salmonidae
Product: cyclic AMP-dependent transcription factor ATF-6 alpha-like
Exons: 16
Coding region: 169-2070 (633 amino acids)
Biological process (GO): regulation of transcription by RNA polymerase II; endoplasmic reticulum unfolded protein response
Cellular component (GO): nucleus
Molecular function (GO): RNA polymerase II cis-regulatory region sequence-specific DNA binding; DNA-binding transcription factor activity, RNA polymerase II-specific
Source: RefSeq, a predicted model, not a curated record
UGGUGGAAAGUCGACGCCAAACAAGGAAAUGUGACCACGUAUUCUUUGUUGUGACGAUUUUGAGAAUUCGUAACAUUAGCGAAAUGGCAGAGUUACGGUUGGAUUUAGAAAGUAAUUCACAGUAUGGCCCUUUUGCCAGCGAUUUAGCGGAUAUUUGCAUUGACCAGGAUGGUGAAUGGGGUAGACAUCAACUUGUUUGAAGAACUUGAGAACCUAAGUGAUGCAGAGGAACUCCUUCAAGAAUUCGAGUUCACACCACGUGAUGAAACAGCACUGAAAGAGGUGAAUGACAUUAAUCUGAGAUCCUUCACCAGUGGAGAUACUGACGCUUGCUGCACAGGUGUUGGAGUUCCUGGGUCCUCCCUAUCACCUGGAUCAGCACUCAGUGAUACCUCCUCACUGUCACCGCUGUCUCUGAAAGAGGAUGCCGUGUCUGUGCAGCCUUUGCCGACAAUGCUCACUCCUGGAAAGAAAAUGCACAAGUGGGUCAGCCAAUCUCCCAGAGCCAAGCCUACCAAGCGACCUGCCCACCCACCCCAGAGGGUGUCAAUCCAGCCCAAACCGCCCCCUUCUGUCCCUCUAACACAGCCUGUGGCCCCUUUUCUCAAAACCAGGACCAUUGUCAUCCAGCCCGUUAGCCUACAGACUGUGGUCUCAGUGGUCAAGGCACCACCGCCUGUGACCGUCCAUGCUACUGCCCCCUCUACUGCAGUUCACACAAUGCAUCUCAAGCCGAAACAGGUGAUUGGACCCCAGAUCACUUCCCCAGCCCCUGCCUUCCUCGCUGUCACCAACCAGGUGGUCACCAUGCCAACUGUCCCCCAUGUUACCAUGGGGACCACUGCCCUCACUGGCCAUGCCCAUCCUAUGACGGUGACCUAUCACAGCACAGCAGUGAACACUGAGGCAUGUGUGGUGCGGCGGCAGCAGAGGAUGGUGAAGAACCGUGACUCGGCCACGCUGUCCAGGUUGAGGAGGAAAGAGGCCCAGCAGGCUCUGGAGGCCCGUCUCAGGGGGGCACUGUGUGAGAACCAGAGGCUGCUCCGGGAGAACGGAUCCCUUAGGACCCAGCUGGACGGACUUCUCACGGAGAACACUGUUCUGAAGGUGACGGCUCCAAAGAGACGGGCUGUGUGCCUCAUGGUCGUCCUGGUCUUCUUUGUGCUCAACACGGGUCCCAUAAGUGUGUGGGAGUCAGAGACCAGCAACUCCAGCCUGUCCACUGGGAAGCCACAAAGCAGCCGACAUCUGCUCAGCUUCUCCCCCGACCAACAACAGAGGCGAGGGGAGGAGACACCAGACCCCCAGUCCCCACUGGAGCCCCUGGAUGCCCAGUACCCACAAUCCCACCAAUCCCAGGACAGGUGGGAGGAUUAUACCCCAGAGGAGAUGGCUCUAGCUGUGGUCAAGAAGGAGUCUCUCCUGUUUGGGUCACCCUCCUCGCCCCCCUGCCAACCCCACUCUCCUGUCUCCAGGUCCAAGUCUCUCCGUCUGACUCAGAACUUGCGAGGCUGGGUUCAUCGACACGAAGAGGAGAGAACCAAGUCCACGCGCUCUACCACUGAUCAGUCCAGACAUACAACAACAGAUCAGCACACAACCAAAACUGUCCUGAAGUCACCUGAGGAGAGACCCCAGACGAACCAGUCCAGUAACUCGGUUGUAACAGUCCGCUACUCUGAUAGGCCAGGGAGUGAGGUUCAGGUGUACUACUCACGCCAUCAAAGCUACAGGGACUUCUUUGAUGAGUUAAAUCGACGAGGCGACACUUUCUACGUGGUGUCCUUUCGCAGGGAUCACCUUCUGCUCCCUGCAACCAACCACAGCAAGGGGAGCAGGCCAAAGAUGUCCUUGGUGUUACCAGCUAUUAAUGUGAAUGACUCUGUCAUCAAGGACGACACAUUUGAGGUGAUGAUGCAGAUUGACUGUGAGGUCAUGGACACCAAGAUCCUCCACAUCAAAACCUCCAGCAUCCCAGAGAUCCUACGCGCCAACACCACUGACUUCCAAUCCACCCAUGCCAACGGAAAGGCAUCAGCAUCGGUUGGUGUUCUAUCAGACUCUGCCUGAAAUUGGCCUUACCUAAAAGGCCUGGCAAUCUAAAAGCCUAUCAUUUUACCAACCCUAUUUAAUAAACUGUGACAAAAAAGUAGAAGUUGUCCAGCAACUGUUUACUUCCAUAUUGCUUGGUUUAGAGCGUCUGGGUCAUGUUAAAUGGACAGAAUGCCAGUGCAGGCAUCUACUGUAGGUCUUUAGGUAGAAUAAAUAGUGGACUUAAAGUUGAACCCUUUGGUAACCUUCACUGUCUUUACCCUACUGCUAUAGCAUUCUUUUAGAUGAGCAAAAAUUGAACUAAAUUGAAAAUAGCUUAAUUACAAAACAUUAAUUGAUUCAGGACCCUAUUGAUGGAAUUGAGCCAUGUUAACAAGAUAUAUUGCACAUAUUUAAAAGUGAAUAGACCUAUCCUGUGAUAUUAUGCUUGUUGCUUUUUAAAGCCAUGUUGGUGACUGAGCAAAAUGAGACAUUCAAACAAUUAUACGCAAGACUCAUUUGUAUAUAUCAUACAAACAUCAUGUAAGAUGUGGCCAUUAUUUGCAUUAUUUGAAAUGUGUCAAAUGAGGGUGUGAUAAUGGCCUACUUUUGUUUGAGUCGCUUAAAGGUUUGUCAUGGUAUUUGCAGUACCUUCAAAAGGGUUUUCAGAAAUAAAACCAUGGACAGUAACAGAU